Molecule: messenger RNA, 4464 nt
Organism: Fusarium sp. VM40
Lineage: Eukaryota; Fungi; Ascomycota; Sordariomycetes; Hypocreales; Nectriaceae
Source: the annotation of a GenBank genome assembly
AUGACAGCCACAACCGGGGCUUCCACGCCUCACAGCAAGCAGGAAUUUGGAAUAGCCUCAACAGCCGCCAGCUUGAAAGACGCCACUAGAGAAGAACAUCCUUCAGACAGGCCUGCGUCAAAUAUGAACCAUGAUAUCAGUGCACUCGCUCGCCAGCUCUCACGGGUUUCCACCACAGCCGACGCCGAACUACACGCCUUCUCACCAAGACCCGGCACCAAACUAGACCCUAGCUCAUCCAGUUUCGAUGCACGGGCAUGGGUGAAAGCCUUUGUCAAGCUCGUCGAGGCAGAAGAUGGUUCAGCGCCACCGCGAAGUCUUGGUGUGGCUUUCAAGGACCUCAAUGUCUAUGGAUGGGGUACCGGCGCAGAACAUCAAAAGACGUUUGUGGAUUAUCCGGUAGAUGCUGUGAAGUUUGUCAUCGGUCUUCUUGGAGGCGGUAAGAAAAGACGAGUUGAUAUUCUUCGCAACUUUGAAGGUGUUGUUGAGCAGGGAGAGCUGUUGCUUGUGCUGGGACCUCCUGGAUCUGGCUGCUCGACGCUCCUCAAGACUAUCGCUGGAGAAACAGCAGGUCUCGAGGUAUCGCCAGACGCCUACAUGAAUUUCCGAGGCAUCGACGAAAACCACAUUCGCUCUUCCUUCAGAGGAGACGUCCUCUACAACGCCGAGAUAGACUGCCAUCUCGCCCAUCUCACAGUCGGCGAGACCCUCUCCUUCGCCGCCAGCGCACACUCCCUGCGCCACGUCCCAGGGGGCGUCACGCGCUCCGAAGCCGACACCAUGAUGCGCGAUGUCAUGAUGGCCAUCUUCGGCAUUAGCCACACUGUUGACACACGCGUGGGUGACGAUUUCAUUAGAGGUGUAAGUGGUGGAGAGCGCAAGCGCGUGAGUAUCGCCGAGGCUGCUCUUACGGGAGCAAAGCUUCAGUGCUGGGAUAACACGACCCGUGGACUGGAUAGUGGAAACGCCAUUAAUUUCUGUCGGAAUCUGCGUCUUCAGGCUGAUCUUGUUGGUGUCGCGGCGGCUGUGGCUAUUUACCAAGCCCCACAGUCAGCUUACGAGUUGUUUGAUCGCGUUACUGUUCUUUACGAAGGCCAUCAGAUCUUCUUCGGGAGAAUCCAUGAGGCUAAGCACUACUUUGAGAGCCUCGGUUUUGAGUGUCCCGAUCGCCAAACCACGCCUGACUUCCUCACAUCCAUGACAAGUCCACAGGAACGACGAGUCAAGCCUGGUUACGAACGUACCGCCCCUCGAACCCCCGAGGAAUUCACAGAGCGAUGGCAAGCCAGCGAGCACCGCAAGCAACUCAUGCGAGAAAUCGCCUCAUACGAGGAGAACCACCCUCGCGCCGAGCGUCUAGCCGAGUACAAGACGUCUCGCCGGGCAGAGCAGUUCAAGAACCAGCGGUCCAACUCCCCGUACACCAUCUCGUUUCUGGCACAGAUCAAACUUACGCUGUGGAGAGGAUGGCGACGACUUCUUGCGGAUCCGGGAUUCACUAUUGCGUCGCUCAUUUUCAACUUGAUUAUGGCGCUGGUGCUGGGGAGUAUGUUCUUUAAUCUGAAGGAUGACUCGUCUAGUUUUUACUAUCGCGGUGGACUGAUCUUCUUUGCUUUGCUUUUUAACGCCUUUGCAAGUCAACUCGAGGUACUCACUGUCUACGCCGAACGUCCUGUGAUCGAAAAGCACAACCGCUAUGCCUUUUAUCAUCAAUCCGCCCAGGCCAUAUCCAGCUACAUCAUCGACCUCCCCUACAAGACCGUCAACAUGAUCAUCUUCAAUCUCCUGAUCUACUUCAUGGCUCAUCUCCGUCGCGAAGCUGGAAACUUCUUCUUCUUCUGCCUCACAUCCUUCCUCACCACACUCGUCAUGUCAUGCAUUUACCGCACACUGGCCUGCGUCACGCGAACAACCCACCAAGCCAUGAUUCCUGUAUCAAUCCUGAGUCUCGGAAUGAUGAUCUAUACUGGUUUUACCAUGCCUACGGAUUACAUGCUUGGGUGGUCACGCUGGAUGAACUACAUCAAUCCUCUCGCGUAUGCUUUUGAAGCGUUGAUGGCUAACGAGUUUCAUAACCGACAGUUUCCUUGCGCGACUAUGGUUCCCCAAGGUCCUGGCUACGAGAACCUUCCUGCUGAUUCACACGUCUGCUCUGUUGUUGGUGCCAUGCCCGGAUCACCUAUGGUGGAUGGCGAUAGGUUCAUUAACGAGUCAUACAAAUACUACAACGAGAAUAAAUGGCGAAACGUCGGCAUUCUCUUUGCGUUCCUUGUCGGUUUCUUAAUCUUCUACAUGUUCGUCGCAGAGCAUGCAAAGCCACCUAGGAGCAGAGGCGAAGUUCUCGUGUUUCGCAAGGGACGAAUGCCACCGACUUUCGAAAAGACUCAAGACGGCGAUGCUGAAGCUCAAGCAACUGAUCGACCCGUUGUUGCUGAGAAGGGUACGAAUCAUGCUACCGGUGGACUCGCUGCAGGCGCAUCUGUAUUCCACUGGGAGGAUCUCUGCUACGACAUCCAGAUCAAGGGCAAAGAUCGGCGUCUGCUGGAUAACGUCGACGGAUGGGUCAAGCCUGGUCUAUCAACCGCAUUGAUGAAGGGUGUAUCUGGCGCUGGUAAAACAACCCUCCUCGACGUCCUCGCCACACGAGUCACCAUGGGCGUCGUCAGCGGAAACACCCACAUCGAUGGAAAAGCCACCGAUGCCUCAUUCCAACACCGUGUUGGCUACGUGCAGCAGCAAGACCUUCACCUUAACACCAUGACCGUCCGCGAGGCCCUCGAGUUCAGUGCUCUUCUUCGCCAGUCCGCCGAGAUUCCUCGACAGGACAAGCUGGACUACGUCGAGCAGGUAAUCGACAUGCUUGAUAUGCAGGAGUUCUCCGAUGCUAUUAUCGGCGUACCCGGCGAGGGACUCAACGUCGAGCAGCGGAAGCGUUUGACUAUUGGUGUUGAGCUUGCGGCGCGUCCUCAGUUGCUUGUUUUUCUGGAUGAGCCGACUUCAGGACUUGAUUCGCAGACUUCGUGGGCCAUUUGCGAUCUUAUCGAGAAGCUCACGGCGAGUGGCCAAGCUGUGCUUUGUACGAUCCACCAGCCUUCAGCAAUGCUAUUUCAGCGCUUCGAUAGACUUCUCUUGCUCGCUCCAGGAGGCAAGACAGUUUACUUCGGCGGUAAGACCACCUUCCCACAUCCUCCAUUCCCAGCUAACGGUUCAGAUCUCGGCAAUCAAUCACAGACACUUCUCAAGUAUUUCGAACGAAACGGCGCUCCUCCUUGUCCCCCUGACGCAAACCCCGCCGAGUACAUGCUCGACAUCAUCCAGCCGUCCAACGACGAGGAAGUGGAGAACAUCAACUGGCACGCGGUGUGGAGGAGCUCUCCUGAGUUUAGGGAUGUCAAGCAGGAGCUCCAACGCCUCAACUCCCUUUCCUCCAGUCUUCCAACGGAUAUCGAGGAUGGAGAUGCUUCGCAGCAUCAGGAGUUUGUGGCUCCGUUCAUGACGCAGUUCCGUGAGGUCUUGAUUCGCACUUGGAAGCAUUUCUGGCGUUCGCCUGCGUAUACUUGGUCCAAGACUGUUUUAAUUGUCUUGUCGUCGCUCUACAUAGGUUUCACAUUCGAGGCAAAGAACACCAUCCAAGGUCUGCAAAACCAGCUCUAUGCUAUUUUCAUGUACUUGGUUCUGUUCCAGGGCAUCAACGACCAGAUCAUGCCCAUGUUUGUCCCCCAGCGCUCUCUGUACGAAAUUCGUGAGCGACCAUCCAAGAUCUACCGCUGGAACACCUACAUCAUCUCCAACAUCCUCGUCGAAGCAGUCUGGAACACCUUGAUGGCCGUCAUUAUCUACUUCUGCUGGUACUAUCCCGUUGGCUUCGUUCAGAACACUACGGCCGACGAUCAGCAUAUUCGAGGCUUCCUCGUCUUUCUCUACCUAUGGAUGUUCAUGCUUUUCACUAGCACGUUUUCCCACUUUGCUAUCGUCUGUAUUGGCACAGCUGAAGAGGCUGGUGUUCUUGCGAAUCUUCUUUGGCUUCUAUGCAUUGCUUUCUGCGGCGUCGGCGUCACCUUUAGCGACAUCCCUACCUUUUGGACAUUCAUGUAUUACGUCUCCCCAGGUACAUACAUCGUGGGCGGGGUAAUGUCCGCAGCUGUAUACGGAUCUAAAGUCGUAUGCGCCGACAACGAGAUCCUACAGAUGAUGGUCCCUGGCAAUCUGACCUGUGGCGACUUCAUGGGACCGUUCGUUGAUGCCGCUGGAGGUUACCUUGUUGACCGCUCCUCUACUGAUACGUGCCAAUAUUGUUCGCUCGCUUCGACGGAGGAGUUUCUGGCAAGGUUUAAUAUUGACUACGCUGAUCGGUGGUGGCAUUUUGGACUCCUGUGGGUGUAUGUGAUUGCGAAUGUUGCUGGUGCGUUGGGUCUGUAUUGGCUGUUUAGAGUGCCAAGGGGUAGUGGUGUGAAGAGGGCCUAA